Molecule: messenger RNA, 1221 nt
Organism: Pichia kudriavzevii
Lineage: Eukaryota; Fungi; Ascomycota; Pichiomycetes; Pichiales; Pichiaceae
Exons: 1
Coding region: 1-1221 (406 amino acids)
Source: RefSeq, a predicted model, not a curated record
AUGAUUUUUAUGAGGCAAUGCAAGCUUGCUAUUCUGCAAGGACCGAAAAGCAACAUUUAUCCUCGAAUUUUGUAUUCUAAAGCUCAGCAGUUGAGGUUUCAAUCAUCAUUUAAUAGCAGUUCGUUUACUGCAGAUGACAUGUUUGAAUCCCGAUUGGAAAUUUUAGAGAAAAAUACCGAAGAGGAGUUCUUAAAGAAACCCAAACUAGAAUCACAGGUGGAAACCAACAAGAAAAUUAUGGAGCUUUAUGAAUCUAUUGAGAACUACCAACGAUCAAUUUAUGAUUUCAAUAAACUAUCGCCUGGUAAGAACGUAUAUAUCAAGAGAAGUAACGAACUUAUCAAAAAGAUACUAACUGAUCCUAAAACCAAUUUUGACGACCAAUUGUUGGAGGAGCUCUUUGUCAAGCAACCAUUAUUUCCGACUUUAGAGACCAUCAUCAAAUCAUAUUAUUCCAAAGGAUCAUCAAUUUACAUACCAUCUAAGCUAUCACUAAUACCAUUCAGAAAACUACUAUGGGAUGCACAGUUUCAGCAGGCUUUAGACUAUGUAGAGCUGACUAACGGUAAUAAGAGAUACAUCGAGCACAGAAAAAAGGGACUAAAAAAUAUCUUCAAGAUAUUUGGAGGAUCGAUUGUUGGAUUUAUUGGAAUGAUUCAUGGAUAUGUAAGUGUUUUCCAUCCGGAAAUCAUACAUUCAGGUGUAGGUGGCACAUCAUUCGGUAUAUAUGGUAUAUAUGCCUGUAUUGCUACCUAUUUAGUGAACUGUGGGUUUUUGGCAGGUCUAGCAUUCAGUUCCAAAGGUUUAGAGAAUGGUAACCUAAUGUUCAAGCAGUCUACCAUGCCUCAUGAGUGGUAUUUGAAAGUUGAUCAAAUGAAGAUGUGCUCGAAAAUCCUAGAAGCAGACGCCGAGAUUAAUGGAAUUGAUGGAUUUGCAACUAGAGAUGUUGUUAGUAGGAUUCAGAAGAUGGGAUUUGAAGUCAACGAACCUGAACAAGAAGUGAUGUUGAGACAAUAUUGGUAUUCCUCUGGUGAGGGGUUUAUGUGGGUGGAGCCAGAUAUUGAUCCUGCUGAAAUCGAAUGGUGGAAACACCUAGAUGACAUUGGCGUUAAAAAGGUCUGGGAUCAAGACCUUAAUAAAAUUGAGGAGGCUGAUGCAUGUGACGAUAAUAUCAGUGACGAUGAUGUCACUGAGCUAUUGAUUCCGGAUGAUAAGAAGUAG